Molecule: messenger RNA, 6459 nt
Organism: Gorilla gorilla gorilla (western lowland gorilla)
Lineage: Eukaryota; Metazoa; Chordata; Mammalia; Primates; Hominidae
Gene: ZNF585B
Product: zinc finger protein 585B
Exons: 4
Coding region: 694-2910 (738 amino acids)
Biological process (GO): regulation of transcription by RNA polymerase II
Cellular component (GO): nucleus
Molecular function (GO): RNA polymerase II cis-regulatory region sequence-specific DNA binding; DNA-binding transcription factor activity, RNA polymerase II-specific
Source: RefSeq, a predicted model, not a curated record
GGGGCCUCUGGGAAAUACAAUCCGGAGUAGGACCGCGCCGAGAAGAUGGCGCCUGCUUUUUCGGGUUCUUGCAGCUGCACAGCUCGGGGACAUCCCUGCUCCGCACUCCGAACCGCUACCCCGCGUCUCCGUGAUCCAGACACAGGCUCAGAGUGAAACUGCCGUAGGACGCUGGCCCUGCACGCUGAAGACAAUCUUCCUCCAUGGUACCGGCCAACCCCAGGGAGUUCCCUGAGAAACAGGAAAAGGUCGCCAGCUUCGGGCCAGAAGUUGAUUAGAGCCGCAAGGAUUUUUGGGAACUGUAGUCUAGAGCAGGAAGGGGUGAGGCGCUGGGGCAAGUGGAAGGAGGUUGCUUAAAUGACUUUCUGCCCCAAGCCGACCCACAGUGCAGAACGCACCCAGGACACCGGACUCUACUAGGCGUUAUAACCCUCUCUGAGAAUGCUAGACUGACUAAAUCGUCAUUUUUGCCUUCAUCCGUGGAUGAGCCACAUACUGUAUGACUGCAUUUAUAUGAAAUAUUUAAAAUAGUCAAAUCUACGGAAAAGGAGUUCUUGGGUGUCUCUGGGGAGUCCCUGGGCCAGACCUUCCUCCAGACUCCAGCCCACCUCUUCGGAGCAGCUCUGCUGAGUUCACAGAUGACCACUAAACUUCAGGCACCCUAGACAAAAAGGGUUGAGAUCCAGUGUGGCCAUGCCAGCUAGUUGGACCUCACCCCAGAAAUCCUCAGCCCUGGCUCCAGAGGAUCAUGGCAGCUCCUAUGAGGGAUCAGUGUCCUUCAGGGAUGUGGCUAUCGAUUUCAGCAGAGAGGAAUGGCAGCACCUGGACCUUUCUCAGAGAAACCUGUACCGGGAUGUGAUGCUGGAGACCUACAGCCACCUGCUCUCAGUAGGAGAGAAAUUAUGGGACCAUAAUCAACAUAGAAAAAUCAUCGGUUAUAAACCAGCUUCCUCUCAAGAUCAAAAAAUUUAUUCUGGGGAAAACUCCUAUGAGUGUGCUGAAUUUGGAAAGAGCUUCACCUGGAAGUCACAGUUCAAGGUACAUCUGAAAGUUCCUACAGGAGAAAAACUCUAUGUAUGUAUUGAAUGUGGGAGGGCUUUUGUACAGAAGCCAGAAUUCAUCACACAUCAGAAAACCCAUAUGAGAGAGAAGCCCUAUAAGUGCAAUGAAUGUGGAAAAUCCUUUUUUCAAGUAUCGUCUCUUUUCAGGCAUCACAGAAUUCAUACCGGAGAAAAACUAUAUGAAUGUAGUGAAUGUGGGAAAGGUUUCCCUUAUAACUCAGAUCUCAGUAUACAUGAGAAAAUUCAUACUGGAGAGAGACACCAUGAAUGCACUGACUGUGGCAAAGCAUUCACACAAAAGUCCACACUCAAGAUUCAUCAGAAAAUCCAUACAGGCGAGAGAUCCUACAUCUGUAUUGAAUGCGGACAGGCCUUCAUCCAGAAAACACAAUUGAUUGCACACCGAAGAAUUCAUAGUGGAGAAAAACCAUAUGAAUGCAAUAACUGUGGCAAAUCCUUCAUUUCCAAGUCACAACUUCAGGUACAUCAACGUGUUCACACAAGAGUGAAGCCCUAUAUAUGUACCAAAUAUGAGAAGGUCUUCAGCAAUAAUUCCAACCUCAUUACACAUGAGAAGAUUCAAAGUAGAGAGAAAUCUUCCAUAUGUACUGAGUGUGGGAAGGCCUUUACCUACAGGUCAGAGUUGAUUAUUCAUCAGAGAAUUCACACUGGAGAGAAACCUUAUGAAUGCAGUGAGUGUGGAAAAGCCUUCACUCAGAAGUCAACACUCACAGUGCAUCAGAGAAUUCAUACAGGAGAAAAAUCGUAUGUAUGUAUGAAAUGUGGACUGGCCUUCAUCCGGAAGGCACACUUGGUUACACAUCAAAUAAUUCAUACUGGAGAGAAACCUUAUAAAUGUGGUCACUGUGGGAAAUUGUUUACUUCCAAGUCGCAACUCCAUGUUCAUAAACGAAUUCACACAGGAGAAAAGCCCUAUGUAUGCAAUAAAUGUGGGAAGGCAUUCACCAACCGGUCAAAUCUCAUUACACAUCAGAAAACUCAUACAGGAGAGAAAUCUUAUAUAUGUUCCAAAUGUGGAAAGGCCUUCACCCAGAGGUCAGACUUGAUUACACAUCAGAGAAUCCAUACUGGGGAGAAGCCUUAUGAAUGCAAUACUUGUGGAAAAGCCUUUACUCAGAAGUCAAAUCUUAAUAUACAUCAGAAAAUUCACACUGGAGAGAGACAGUAUGAAUGCCAUGAAUGUGGGAAAGCCUUCAACCAGAAAUCAAUACUCAUUGUUCAUCAGAAAAUUCAUACAGGAGAGAAACCCUAUGUAUGCACUGAGUGUGGAAGAGCUUUCAUCCGCAAGUCAAACUUUAUUACUCAUCAAAGAAUUCAUACUGGAGAGAAGCCUUAUGAAUGCAGUGACUGUGGGAAGUCCUUUACCUCCAAGUCUCAGCUCCUGGUGCAUCAGCCAGUUCACACAGGAGAGAAACCCUAUGUGUGUGCCGAGUGCGGGAAGGCCUUUAGUGGCAGGUCAAAUCUCAGUAAGCACCAGAAAACUCAUACCGGAGAAAAGCCCUACAUUUGUUCUGAAUGUGGGAAGACCUUUCGACAGAAGUCAGAGUUGAUUACACAUCACAGAAUUCAUACUGGAGAGAAACCGUAUGAGUGCAGUGACUGUGGGAAGUCUUUCACUAAAAAAUCACAGCUCCAAGUGCAUCAACGAAUUCACACUGGAGAGAAGCCUUACGUGUGUGCUGAGUGUGGGAAGGCCUUUAGCAACAGGUCAAAUUUGAAUAAACAUCAGACAACACACACUGGAGACAAACCCUACAAGUGUGGCAUCUGUGGGAAAGGCUUCGUUCAGAAAUCAGUGUUCAGUGUCCAUCAGAGCAGCCACGCUUGAGAGAAACAGUGUGAGAAAACCCCACUGAGGGUUGGGUCUGAUUGUACACUGUUGCAUGCAUGCAGCAGAAAAAUAUGUAUAUUAUUGUAAAUAGAAAUGACCACAUCAGAAUGUCACACAUGGCUGUUCUGGAGAGGGCCUCUGAGAAGGCACUGAAUGAGGCGAGGGACCCUUCCUACAUUGUCACCAUCCCCAGUAAACCUUGGGUCAUUAUUCAUACUGACAAGGAACCGAGUCAAUUUGGUGAAUAGGAAAAGCCUUCUCAUGAAAACUACAAUAGAAUACUGUUACCUAAUUCUUCAUAAGAAAGAUCAUAUUAUGGGAAUGAUAAUCCUGUUUACUGUGGAUUAGGUAUAGUGCCGACAGUUUGAAUGGUAAGACAACAUAAUAUAUAUGAUAGUGAUGAAUCCUUCUGUGAGUUGUUUGUUCCAGAACACACUGUCUAGUAGAAUUGUGGGUGUUUUCUUCUUUUGAAUCGAACACAGUUGUGUAUAUCCAAUUCCCCACUGAGUAUUUCUAUCAAGCAAGAGAUACUGCAAUAAGACAAACUCCCUGUGUAUUCAGACACAGACCUCAGAGUGUAUGUUGAGUCCCCAUUGUCAUAAAAAAAGACUUGCAGCCCCCUUCAUUAUCUGCCAGGACUCUCUGAGCCCCACAGGUUCUCAGCACAUUGUGUUUGACACCCAGCACAGUGUUUUUUCUUUCUUUCUUUCUUUCUUUCUUUCUUUCUUUCUUUCUUUCUUUCUUUCUUUCUUUCUUUCUUUCUUUCUUUUUUUGAGACAGAGUCUUGCUCUGUCGGGCAAGCUGGAGUGCAGUGGUGCUAUCUUGGCUCACUGCAACCUCCGUCUCCCGAGCUCAAGCAAUUCUCCUGCCUCAGCCGCCCGAGUAGCUGGGAUUGCGUGUGCCACCACGCCCAGCUAAUUUUUGUAUUUUUAGUAGAAACGGGGGUUUCACCAUGCUGGCCAGGCUGGUCUCGAACUGCUGACCUCAUGAUCCGCCCGCCUCGGCCUCCCAAAGUCCUGGGAUUACAGACGUGAGCCACUGCGCUCGGCCCAGCACAGUGUUUUGUACACUCCCACCACCCUCAAGAAAACCUCUGAGGUUAGGAUUUUCAGGUCAUCUGGGAGAACUUAAAUUCUUCCUUCUGCUAUUACAAUUCUUCUCACUCAGUUGCCUGCCUCUUUUUUUUUUUCAAUUUACUUGUCACUGAGUUGAAGCCCAGCAUUUUGCUUUCCUUAAUGAUCUGACUUUCAUAAGUUGAUAACUCAUGAAAUCAUUAUCUUACAUUAUAUGAGAUAUGAGAUAAAUCAUAAAUCAUAUGAAAUUGAUAACUCAUAUGAAAACCAACCCCACCAUAUGUUCACUGUCUACUUGUGUCCAUGUUCAUCCCACGCACCCCACAAGGACCUUCCCUGCCAUGUGCCUCAAACAUCAGUUCAGUUCCUGACUCAGGGCCUUUGUAUUUGCAGUGCCCGUUGCAAAGAGCACAAUUCUUUAUUUUAUCUGUGGCUUGUCCGUCAUGUCUUUUUUUCCAGGACACCUCCACACAGUCCUUCCCUGCCUGCCUGGUUUAAAAUUCCAGCCCCUUACCCUUCCUCCUUUAUUCUUCUCCCUAGCACUUUCCACCAUGCUGCCUGGUAUAUUUUCCUCAUUUCUCUGUGGCUUCUACACUAGAAAAUAUUUCCCUUUUGUUCACCACUAUGAGUCUAGACCCAUGACUGCCAUACAGCAGGCAUUCCAUAAAUGCACCUGUGGAGAGUUGACCCAUGCUUGUUGCGUGACUUCUGUCUGAUUUUUUUCUGUGUUGCAGCAUAAGAAGCACUAAUUGAGAGAACCAACUUGCCUAAAACACACCAGGCUUUUUCACCUCUAGUCUGUACCUGGGCUGUAUCCCUUCUCAACCCUAAAGCUAAAAAGUCAUUGUGAACCUUUUGGUCUGAUGCUAAAGAAGGAAAACAGGUAUAGGAAAUCCCAUGUGGAUGCUUGCUUCCAGGAUUCCCUGCCAUGAUUCCAGAAUCCCACAGCUCCAACAUGGUUGCAAAAGACUCCCUGCUCAUUUUUCCUCAGCAUGCACAGCGCUGCCCUGUCUCAGUUGCAACUCGACAGAGCCCCAUUUACUCCAGAACCCAAUCCACACACCUGCUCAUCCUGCCCCGAGAGGAGUGCCUGAAGCCAAUAGCAGGGAACUAGAGCAGACAUGGGUGGAUCUUCAUUGGAUAUUAGGUAUCUUGCCCUAGAUAGGCAGCAGUGGCCUUACAGAUGCUGACAGAUGAUCUGAUUAGAUGCACAGUUGCUGGGUGGCGUCUGGGGCCAGUCUAUUGGCAGUUCUGGGAGUGGGAAAUAUUUGGGCUCUGCAAAGAUGGUUUCACCUUUAAGAAGGGCAGUACGGGGAGGUGAAGAUGGGGCCCAAAGGAUAGAACAUAGUCAAAGAAGCAGGGCCACAAUGCCCCUUUAAUUCCCAAGCCCUAGUUGGGCAGUGCUUGGUGACACAUCCCAUUACCUCACCUUAGAUCAAUGUCUACUGAGCCAUCAUUAGCUCUGCUUCCUCACUUCUUCACAGUAUCUGAUGGCCCAUCACAUGCUGCUCAACAUCUUAGACCAAUGUCUGCUCACCCAUUACCUCCCUUCACCUCAUCCAGCACUGUAUCUGAAGCUUCACUAUUCUUCCUUCAGUUUUGGAUAUUUUGUGAUACAACAUUAUCCCCAACUUAGGACAAUGUCGGCUGACCCUCAGGAGGGUGCCUGGAGAUCACCUCUUCCUUCCUAACAUACCCUAGAACAAGGUCUGGUCCCCUUCAUUAUUCCCAUUUUACCUUACUCCUAAGUGUAUCACUCCUCAUGAAUUCCAGGAAAUAUGGAGGAAAACACAUUUCACUGUACAUGACUUUCAAUAAUUUCUCCUUUAUAUUUAUUGUAACGUGAUAUUUUAGUGCCGACAUAUAUAUGUAUAUGUAUGCCCAUUUAUAUAAAAGACUAGUUUUUAGAGAAAUUUUAGGUUCACAGCAAAAUGGGGCAGAAGGUACAGAGAUUUCCCAUAUAUCCCCUACCCUCACAUAUACACAGCCUCCCCCAUCAUCAACAUCCCCCUUCAGAGUGGUACAUUUGUUACAGUUGAUGAAACUACAUUGACACUAUCGGCUAAAGUCCAUGGUUUAAUUAGGGUUCAGUCUUGAUGUGCAUUCUGUGGGUUGAGACAAAUGAAUAAUGACAUGUAUGCAUUAUUACAGAAGGAUAAAGAGCAGUUUCACUGUCCCAAUAAUCCUCUGUGUUUCGCCUACUCCUCUAAACUCCUGGCUAUUUUCUUUUGUCUCCAUAAUUUUGCCUCUGAACCAUAAAGUAUGCAGCCUUUUCAGAUUGAUUUGUUUCACUUAGUAAUGUGGAUUUAAGUUUCUUCCAUGUCUUUUCGUAGCUUGCUAGCUCUUUUUUUUUUUCGCAUUGAAUAAUAUGCUAUUGUCUGGAAGUACCAUCACUUAUUUAUCCAUUCACCUACUGAAGGACACCUUAAUUGCUUCCAAGUUUUGUUGAUUAUGAAUAAAGAUGCUAUAAACA